AUGGUUAAUGAGAUUGUGAAUUCUGUUGUUGGUGGUGGUGCUGGUUCUGGGUCUGGUGUUACUAGUAACAUCGAUUGGACUACGUAUCGUUUUCCACAGCCCAUCGAUUUAUCAGGUAUUCCUGAUAAAUUCGGUGGGGGGGUUUCUUUUUCUCGCUGGCAGAAAAAGAUGAAACUGUGGCUUACGGUUAAGGGUCUGUGGCCGGUGUUACAGUACGAGAAACCAGUUGUGGUACAGGAAAAGGCUGAAACCCUUAAGGCCUAUGCUAUGUGGGAGGAAAAGGAUGGGGUGGCUAGGGCUGCUAUUCUAGCAGCUUUAACGAACACUCUGUUCGAUGUUUACUCAUCUGACUCCUACACUGCUAAGACCUUGUGGGAGAAACUUGAUCAGACACACAAUACUGACUCGCAAGGGUUGGAAAAGUAUUCUGUGGCUAAGUUCCUGGACUUCAAACUGGUGGAUACAAAAUCCAUGACUGAGCAGGUGCAUGAGUUUGAGACGUUGGUGCAUGCUUUGAAGGAGUCCGGAAUGGACCUUCCUGAAAAGUUUUUGGUUAUGUCUGUGAUUGAAAAGCUCCCUAAGUCUUGGGAAGAGUUUGCACUCUCCCUGAAAAGGCAGAAGGGAGAGAUCACUUGGACUAACCUGAUGCUGGACAUCUCUGUGCAGGAGCAGCACAAGUCCAAACAGGGACAUGUGAUGCCAACUGAAUCUGGUAGCUCGAAGGUCAAUGUAGUGACUGUGGGACAGAAAAGAAAGUCUGUCGCUAAGAAGGUGAACACUAAGCCCAAAACUGACAAGGGCAAGGCUAAGAAAUCAAAGGCCAACAAACCAUGUUAGUCUUGUGGACAGGUUGGUCAUUGGAGUAAGGACUGUCCUGUAAAGAAAGCAAAGAAAGCUGAGGUGGUAGCACAAGCAAAUACUGUGCUUGGAACCACUGAUGGGCCUGUGCUUAACAUGGUUGUUGGUGAGGCUGUUGCUUCUGAAACCAAUGACGGGCUCAUGGGAUGACAGUGACGAUGGGGAAUGCUAGUGCGGCUCAAGUUCGUGGAAUAGGAAACGUGGACCUGAAGUUUGCUUCAGGGCGUGUUCUAUCCCUUACUAGAGUGCAUCAUGUUCCCGAGAUUCGUAGAAAUAUUAUUAGUGGAAGUUGUUUAGUUAAAAAUGGCUUUGAACUUUCUUUAAAGUGUAAUAAAGUAGUUAUUACUCA
This is a messenger RNA of Daucus carota subsp. sativus, 1207 nucleotides long. RefSeq lists its product as uncharacterized. The coding region runs from base 1 to 837 and encodes 278 amino acids. The transcript has 2 exons. Lineage: Eukaryota; Viridiplantae; Streptophyta; Magnoliopsida; Apiales; Apiaceae. The record is from RefSeq and is a predicted model, not a curated record.